This is a messenger RNA of Perognathus longimembris pacificus (Pacific pocket mouse), 2052 nucleotides long. Its product is annotated as YTH domain-containing family protein 2-like. Bases 69 to 1808 code for a protein of 579 amino acids. The record is from RefSeq and is a predicted model, not a curated record. Gene Ontology annotation, biological process: mRNA destabilization. Gene Ontology annotation, molecular function: N6-methyladenosine-containing RNA reader activity; mRNA binding. NCBI's taxonomy places the organism in Eukaryota, Metazoa, Chordata, Mammalia, Rodentia, Heteromyidae. Gene Ontology annotation, cellular component: cytoplasm. The transcript has a single exon.
CUCAUCCGCUGCCGCCGCUGCCCUGAAGAGAGUCCGCCACCGUCGCCACCCUUGAGGAUCCGAGAGCCAUGUCGGCCAGCAGCCUCUUGGAGCAGAGACCAAAAGGUCAAGGAAACAAAGUACAAAAUGGAUCUGUACAUCAAAAGGAUGGAUUGAACGAUGACGGCUUUGAACCUUACCUGAGUCCACAGGCAAGGCCCAAUAAUGUAUAUACUGCCAUGUCAGACUCAUACUUACCCAGUUACUACAGUCCCUCUAUUGGCUUUUCUUAUUCUUUGGGUGAAGCCGCUUGGUCUACUGGGGGUGACACAGCCAUGCCAUAUCUAAUUUCUUAUGGACAACUGAGCAACGGAGAGCCCCACUUCCUACCAGAUGCAAUGUUUGGGCAACCAGGAGCCCUAGGUGGCACUCCAUUUCUUGGUCAGCAUGGUUUUUAUUUCUUUCCCAGUGGGAUUGACUUCUCAGCAUGGGGAAAUAAGAGUUCUCAGGGACAGUCUACUCAGAGCUCUGGAUAUAGUACCAAUUAUGCUUAUGCACCUAGCUCCUUAGGCGGAGCCAUGAUUGAUGGACAGUCAGCUUUUGCCAAUGAGACCCUCAAUAAGGCUCCUGGAAUGAAUACUAUAGAACAAGGGAUGGCGGCACUGAAGCUGGGUAGCACAGAAGUUGCAAGCAGCGUUCCAAAAGUUGUAGGUUCUGCUGUUGGUAGUGGGUCCAUUACCAGUAACAUCGUGGCUUCCAAUAUUUUGCCUCCAGCUACCAUUGCUCCUCCAAAACCAGCAUCUUGGGCUGAUAUUGCUAGCAAGCCUGCAAAACAGCAACCUAAGUUGAAGACCAAGAAUGGCAUUGCAGGAUCAAGUCUUCCACCACCCCCAAUAAAGCAUAACAUGGAUACUGGAACUUGGGAUAAUAAGGGUCCUGUGGCAAAAGCCCCUUCGCAGGCUUUGGUUCAGAAUAUAGGUCAGCCAACUCAGGGUUCUCCUCAGCCUGUAGGUCAACAGGCCAACAACAAUAGCCCACCAGUGGCUCAGACAUCAGUAGGGCAACAGACACAGCCAUUGCCUCCACCUCCACCACAGCCUGCCCAGCUCUCAGUCCAGCAACAAGCAGCUCAGCCAACCCGUAGGGUAGCACCUCGGAACCGUGGCAGUGGGUUCGGUCAUAAUGGGGUGGAUGGUAAUGGAGUAGGACAGUCUCAGGCUGGUUCUGGAUCUACUCCUUCAGAACCUCAUCCAGUGUUGGAGAAACUGCGGUCCAUUAAUAACUAUAACCCUAAGGAUUUUUACUGGAAUCUGAAACAUGGCUGGGUUUUCAUCAUUAAGAGCUACUCUGAGGACGAUAUCCACCGGUCCAUUAAAUAUAACAUCUGGUGCAGCACAGAGCAUGGUAACAGACUGGAUGCCGCUUACCGGUCCAUGAACGGGAAAGGCCCUGUUUACUUACUUUUCAGUGUCAACAGCAGUGGACACUUCUGUGGAGUUGCAGAAAUGAAAUCUGCUGUGGACUACAAUACAUGUGCAGGUGUGUGGUCCCAGGACAAAUGGAAGGGUCGUUUUGAUGUCAGAUGGAUUUUUGUGAAGGACGUUCCCAAUAGCCAGCUGCGACACAUUCGCCUGGAGAACAACAAGAAUAAAGCAGUGACCAACUCUAGGGACACUCAGGAAGUGCCUCUGGAAAAAGCUAAGCAGGUGUUGAAAAUCAUAGCCAGCUACAAGCACACCACUUCCAUUUUUGAUGACUUCUCACACUAUGAGAAACGCCAAGAGGAAGAAGAAAGUGUUAAAAAGGAACGCGAAGGUUGUGGGAAAUAAAAGCAGUUCUGCACUGACUGCAGCAACGGUUGCGUCUGCAUAUCCUAAAUGGAAAAGAUGACCUUCAAGAUAAUUAGGACUUGUUUCUUAAUUUCAUUGACUUCAGAGACGAUUGCAGACUUGCAGUUUAAGUAUUGGAAUUUCACAAAAGACAUAGGACUUAACUGGAAAAUGGAAAAAAAGAAAAAGAAAAAGAAAAAGAAAAAAAAAAACUAAACAAAAAAUCCCUCUAGGUAGUUUAGGU